Paramecium sonneborni is the source of this 1091-nucleotide messenger RNA. The record is from the annotation of a GenBank genome assembly. Lineage: Eukaryota; Ciliophora; Oligohymenophorea; Peniculida; Parameciidae.
AUGAAGAAAGUGUUACCAUCUAUUAUGAAACAUGUAAUUUAAUGUAAUUAUAAAAUAAUAGGUAAACUAAACAGAAUUUGGAGGACCAAAUGUUCUUAAAUUAGGUGAAUCCUUAAUACCCUAACCAAAAACAAAUUAAUCUUUAAUUGAAAUUCAUUCAACAUCUGUAAAUAGAGCUGAUAUUCUACAAAGAUAAGGCAAAUAUCCUCCUCCAAAAGGAAUUACAAAUAUAUUGGGAUUAGAAUUUGCUGGCUAUGAACUUGAUUAAUAAGGGAAUAGAUUAAGAAGAGUAAUGGGAAUAUUAUCAGGAGGUGGAUAUGCUUAGUAUGUUGCCAUCAAUAAAGAUCAUUUAAUUGAGAUACCUUCUAACAUUCCAUUCCAUACUGUAUUAUUAUUAUAUUUAUUAUAGGCUGGUGGUAUUAGUGAAAUAUAUUUGACUGCUUAUUUAUAAUAUAAAUUAUCAGAAUUAUAAUAAGGAAAUGCAUGUUUAGUUUAUGCAGCGGCUUCUGGAGUUGGUUAAGCUACCUUAUAAUUAUGUAAUCUCUUUGGAGUUAAGGCUAUUGCUAGUUGUUCAUAAGAUAAAAUUUAGAAUAUUUAACAUUAUACUAAUUUAAUUGUUCAUAGGAAUCAAUCUAUUUAAGAUUAAAUUUCAUAAAUUAAAUAGUAUUAACCUUAAGGAGUUUAAGCAGUUUUUGAUUGUGUAGGAUAAUAAAAUUAUUAAAUUACUCUAGAUUCUUUAGGUAUGGAUGGUAAAUGGAUACUAUAUGGUUUAUUAACUGGAGGUUCUAUUGACAAAUUUAAUCUAGCACCAUUAUUGAUUAAAAGAAUUCAUCUAAUCAAUUCUACACUCAGGUAUCUAAACUUAUGAUUCCAUAAGAUCACGCUCUGAUUAAUUUAAAGCACAACUUGUUUAAGAAUUCAAAAUUAAUAUUCUACCUUUUAUUGAAAAUGGACAAAUUUCUAUUCCAAUUGAAUCUGUUACCAAAGUCACUUGGGAUCAAUAAGGAAUCAAUUAAAUUAUUGGAUUACAUACUCUUAUGGAAUCUAAUAAAAAUGUUGGAAAAUUAAUUAUAUAAUUUUUAAAUGAAUGA